UCAGCUGCACAAUACUGUAAGCAUGGAGUCGAGCGGUUGACUGAGCUUUCUGACCAAACAGUGUUUUUUUUAAUCAAACUUUGGAUGUCGCAAAAAGGUCUGUUUGUUUUGGAGUGGAAGAGACCUCUGCGGAUAAUUCAGCUUGCAGUAAAAACUUCCUGAACAUCUGGAUCAGAAAUAAGGGGAACACGAAAACAAUGGAACCACAGACGAAACGCUGGAAAGGCUCUGUAUGUGACACUGACUCCUGGGUUGCUUAUCCUGUACUGUCAGAUGAGCAGUCACAAGACGUCAAGCUGAUAGAGGCAUUCGCUGCACCCAUUGUCAACAAGAAAGAGACAUCUCGACUUAUCCGCGAGCUGAGCAGCCUCUACCCACUGAAUGGCCUCCAGCACAUCAAGAGGGUGCGGGCAGUGAAGGAGAAAGGCAGCCCUCAUCCUCUGGAAGUCCUCGUGUGCCUCGUCAGUGAGGCACCAGAUGUGAAGGUGGUCAGCAUUGACUCUCUGCUCCCCUCAGGUGGAGUCAGAUGUGAUGGAUUAGGUGAGCCUUUUGUAGUAAAGGUCCCUGCACAUCCCCCCUUGACUCGACCCCAGUUUGAGCUCGCGAGCAAACACUGGCCCACCUCCUUUCAUGAGGACAAACAGGUGACUGUCGCCCUGCGAGGAGAGCUAUUCAGUCCGCCUCAGAAAGCCAGUAUGCAAAUGUACAUGAUGUCUGCUUUGACUGCUGCUACUGCAGGGAAUGAGUUAGGAAUGGAGGCAGUGGGGGCUGUGGUGGUCGACCCAGCAACGGAAAAAAUCAUUGCAGUAGGCCAUGACUGCAGAGGUGACCAUCCUCUUCAUCACGCAGUCAUGGUCUGCAUUGACCUCGUGGCUCGGAGCCAAGGGGGAGGAUGUUAUUCUUUUGACAGAUACUCUGCAUGCCGAUUUACUUCACCAAACUCAGACACCCUUCAAAGCAUUCCUGAUGCAGAGGUGGGCUCUCAACCGUACAUAUGCACUGGGUAUGACCUUUACGUGACCCGAGAACCUUGUGUUAUGUGUGCCAUGGCACUUGUACACUCCCGGAUAGGUCGUGUCUUCUAUGGGACUGCCUCUGCAGACGGGGCCUUAGGGACCAAAUAUAAAAUCCACUCACAGAAAGAUUUGAACCAUCACUUUGAGGUUUAUAAAGGAGUGUUGGAUAAGCAGUGUUACGAUCUCAACGGUCUGGAAAGCCACAUCAAAAGAGAGAGUUUACCGAAAAAAUAGUUAAAAAUGAUGUUUUAGGUGAGCAUUUUUUUAAAUAAAGUUUUUAAUCCAUUGGUCAUUGUAUCGAGAGCAUGUGUGUUGAUGAAAGCCAAUAAAGAGGUUCCCACCAUAGUGCUGACUUUCCCACAGCUGUUUGACAGUGACCUUUAAUUCACAGGUUUACUGGAAGAAUUAAAAAAAAAAAAGUGUUUUGUAAGAGUUUUAGUUCAUAGGUUCAGAUGAGGGAGCAUUUUUUACAUAUAAAUAUAAAAUCUUUUGCAAAUAGCUUAAUGAACUGAACUGUUAUUCCUUUACAUUUGGUAUUUAGCUGCAUUAUCCCCCUUCUUUAAUAGCUGCUGCUUCUUUGUGUUGAAGUUUUCACAUUUACAGUUGUUACCACCUACCAGCUCAAACAAAAACUAAGCAUUGUUCUGUCACAUUAACCUGCAGGGGAUGUCAGUCACACCAGAGUUUUUUCAAACACACUCAACUGUUAAAAAAUCAUCAGUAAGAUGGCUGCUUAAUUACAAAACAAAACCCAUAACUGUAUUUUCUUUAAGAUUUAAUAUUCCAAUAAACACUAUUAUAUUAGUUUAAUAUAAUUUCAAUGUAGGCUCUGGCUAUUGUGGUCCUUCUUUCAGCAAAACAUCAUGCAAAAAAUGCUAGUAGUAUGCUGAUGUCUCGGUAGCUAGCCAUCAUUACCUUGUUAUAGCUGAUUUGUGCAUGACACUUAUUUUUAUUACAUCACUACCCCCUUGUAACUGUACGGCAAAAAGGCAGAAAUGCAAAGGCGCACUCGCAACGGGGGUAAAAAUAAGGAAUGGAAUUGGGCCAAAGUGUUGGUAUUUGAUGACCUGGGAAUUAAUCUAAAAUCUUUCUCCAGAAUCUCAUACUGCACCUUCAAAGAUUAUAUGAAAUCUGACACUAACCAGCAACUUACAAAGCAUGUCAAAUUUUUCAUUCUACAUUGUGUACAACUUAAGUUACAUGGCAUUGUUAUGCAUUUAUGUGAUUGUUUCAAAGCUUUGUGUUAUUCCUGUGCAAUUUGUUGUAGUACUCUAUCAUUACAUAUAUUUUACUGUAUGUCAAACUCCCAGGUCAGGCGGGUGUGAUGCCUUUUCUUAUACAGCAAGGACUGUCAGUCUUACUUCUCAGGUUAAAAUUGGCUGUAAAAUAUGUUUUGUAUUCAACUUUAAAGAACACCAUGUGUAAAAUGACUUAAUAAUCUGAUAAAAUCCUC
Epinephelus lanceolatus (giant grouper) is the source of this 2469-nucleotide messenger RNA. It is a transcript of the gene adat3, whose product is annotated as adenosine deaminase tRNA specific 3. NCBI's taxonomy places the organism in Eukaryota, Metazoa, Chordata, Actinopteri, Perciformes, Serranidae. Gene Ontology annotation, cellular component: cytoplasm; nucleus. The record is from RefSeq and is a predicted model, not a curated record. Gene Ontology annotation, molecular function: tRNA-specific adenosine-34 deaminase activity.